Molecule: messenger RNA, 1956 nt
Organism: Torulaspora globosa
Lineage: Eukaryota; Fungi; Ascomycota; Saccharomycetes; Saccharomycetales; Saccharomycetaceae
Product: arginine--tRNA ligase
Exons: 1
Coding region: 1-1956 (651 amino acids)
Biological process (GO): arginyl-tRNA aminoacylation; mitochondrial translation
Cellular component (GO): mitochondrion; cytoplasm
Molecular function (GO): arginine-tRNA ligase activity; ATP binding
Source: RefSeq, a predicted model, not a curated record
AUGCUCAAUAAACUGCCAAGUGCUUUACUAUCGCUCCGGAAUUGUUUUUGCUUAUCAAUUGGACGCCAUCAGCUAAAGAAAAUUUACAAGUUCUCGCAGUAUACAUCAGUAAGAACCGUGAGAACAAUGAGUGCUCCUGCUAUCUGUCCCAUCACUGCGCAAUUGCAGAAAUUAUCUAUUGAGGAACCAACCGUUGCAGAAGGAUCGCAUCCAGAUGUCAACAUUGUCGACCUAAUGAGAAAUUAUGUGACCCAAGAGCUUUCCAAGAUCUCUGGUGUGGACCCAUCUUUGAUCUUCCCAGCGUUGGAGUGGACUAAUACCCUCGAGAGAGGUGAUUUGUUGAUUCCUGUCCCCAGAUUGAGAAUAAAAGGUGCCAAUCCAAAGGACUUAGCUGCCGAUUGGGCUUCAAAGUUCCCCUGCGGUCCGUUCUUAUCGAAGGUCGAGAAUAACGGUCCAUUUAUCCAGUUUUUCUUUAACACACAGUUCUUGCUGAAGACUGUGAUUCCAGAUAUCUUAAACAGAAAGGAAGAGUACGGGGCUUGUAAAUUGGUGGAUAACAAAAAAGUUAUUAUUGAGUUCUCGUCACCAAACAUUGCCAAGCCUUUCCAUGCAGGCCAUUUGAGAUCUACUAUCAUUGGUGGGUUUUUGUCUAAUCUUUACGAAAAAUGUGGUUGGGAAGUUGUCAGAAUGAACUACUUGGGUGACUGGGGCAAACAGUUUGGUCUGUUAGCCAUUGGUUUCGAGAGAUACGGUGACGAAAAAGCACUUGCCGUUGAUCCUAUUCACCACCUAUUUGAAGUGUACGUUCGUAUCAACAAAGAUAUUGAAGAAGAAGGUGACAGCUUGCCUUUGGAAGAAUCCACAAACGGUAAAGCGCGUGCAUAUUUCAAGAGAAUGGAGGACGGUGAUCCUGAGGCUUUGAAGAUCUGGAAGAGAUUCCGCGAGCUCUCCAUUGAAAAGUACAUUGACACAUAUGCCCGUUUGAACAUUAAGUAUGACUCGUAUUCCGGUGAGUCCCAAGUCAGUAGGGAGUCAAUGGAAAAAGCUCUUAAAUUGUUCGAGGAGAAGAAAUUGACACAUGAAGACAGGGGUGCUACUCUGAUCGAUCUGACGAAAUUCAACAAGAAGCUAGGGAAAACGCUCGUCAAGAAGUCCGACGGUACCACGCUUUAUCUGACUAGAGAUGUUGGUGCUGCCAUGGAUCGUUACGAAAAGUACCAUUUCGAUAAGAUGAUAUAUGUGAUUGCUUCUCAACAGGACUUGCACACCGCACAAUUUUUCGAGAUCUUGAAACAGAUUGGUUUUGAUUGGGCUCAGAAUCUCCAGCACGUCAACUUCGGUAUGGUUCAAGGCAUGUCCACGAGAAAGGGAACGGUUGUGUUUUUGGACAAUAUUCUCGAAGAAACCAAGGAGAAGAUGCACGAAGUUAUGAGAAAGAACGAAGUCAAAUACUCUCAGAUUGCGAACCCCGAUGAAGUCGCUGAUUUGGUUGGUAUAUCUGCCGUCAUGAUCCAAGAUAUGCAAUCGAAACGUAUCAACAACUAUGAGUUCAAAUGGGAAAGAAUGCUUUCAUUCGAAGGUGACACAGGCCCUUACCUACAAUACGCACACUCAAGAUUGAGAUCCGUUGAAAGGAACGCUUCCAACAUCACUCCGGAAAUGUGGUUAAACGCGGACUUCUCGGUCCUGACGGAGCCAGCCGCUAUGUUGCUGAUCAGAAUCCUGUCUCAAUAUCCCGAUGUAUUGAGAAAUGCCAUCAAAACCCACGAGCCUGCCACAGUGGUCACUUAUCUCUUCAAAUUGACCCACCAAGUUUCCUCCUGUUACGACGUUCUAUGGGUUGCUGGCCAAACUGAGGAAAUAGCUACAGCACGUCUGGCACUGUAUGCUUCCGCUAGACAAGUGCUAUACAACGGUAUGCGUUUGCUAGGGUUAACCCCAGUUGAGAGAAUGUAA